Molecule: messenger RNA, 1104 nt
Organism: Rotaria sp. Silwood2
Lineage: Eukaryota; Metazoa; Rotifera; Eurotatoria; Philodinida; Philodinidae
Source: the annotation of a GenBank genome assembly
AUGAGUAGAAAUCGUAUCGAAAAAUUUUCUCACCACUCAUUAGUACACUGUAUUUUUAUUGUUUUAGUAUUAUUGGCUAUUGGCAGAACAGCUAAUAUUGCUGGUCUUGGUCUUGAAAAAAUUGGUGUACAUGUUGUUAAUGGAAAAAUUCUUGUUGAUGAGCAAGAACAAACUAGUUUACCGCAUAUCUAUGCAUUGGGUGAUGUAGCAACUGGUGUUAUUCAACAUGGUAAAGAUCUGUCACAUCAGGCGCGAGUCACUAUUGAAAGACCUGAAUUAACACCUGUUGCUAUUCAAGCUGGACAAUAUUUAGCACGACGUCUAUGGAAUGUAUCAAAUCAAUUAAUGAAUUAUCGUGGUAUACCAUCAACUGUAUUUACAAGUCCAUCUGAAUAUAGUUUUGUUGGUCUUCAUGAAGAACAAGCAAUGCGAUCACGUGAAGAUGGAGGUAUUGGUGCAAAAAAUGUUCGUAUUUAUUGGUCACGAUUUGGUAAUAUUGAAAUAUCUCCAAUACAUCCACAUUUAAAAAAACCACGAAGCGAAUGUUUCAUAGGAAAAAAUUCUUGGUCACAACAAUAUGCAUUAAAAAAUAACGUUGAUUGGCCUGAGGUAACAUACGAUUUAGAAAAUACAAAUUUUGUUUUAUUUAAUGAUGAUAUUGGUGGUCAAAAACAUACAGUUGCACGUAUAAUGAAUAAAUAUCGUAAUGAAAAAGCAAAUAAUAAAAUAACAUAUGAUAUUGAAAUUCAAAAUGAAGAAAAAACAAUUAUUCAAGGUGUUACUGGUGAACAAUUACAAUUACAAGAAGAAAAAGAAUUAGAAAAAGCUGAAGUAUUUUAUAAAGCAAAUUGUUUGGCUAAAUUAAUAUGUGAUAAAAGUCAAAAUGAUCGUGUAGUUGGUCUUCAUUUUAUGGGACCAAAUGCUGGUGAAGUUGUACAAGGUUUUGCAUUAGCUAUUAUGAUGGGCGCAACAAAACAACAAUUUGAUGAUCUUGUUGGUAUUCAUCCAACAGCAGCUGAAGAAUUUACUGUGUUAAAUGUAACCAAAGAAUCUGAAGCAACAUUAUUGAAGGCAGCUGGUUGUGGUGGAGGCUCAUGUGGUUAA